This is a messenger RNA of Suillus paluster, 677 nucleotides long. RefSeq lists its product as uncharacterized. NCBI's taxonomy places the organism in Eukaryota, Fungi, Basidiomycota, Agaricomycetes, Boletales, Suillaceae. The record is from RefSeq and is a predicted model, not a curated record. The coding region runs from base 200 to 571 and encodes 123 amino acids. The transcript has a single exon.
UGAUGGGAGGUUGUUCGGAAUCGGAAGGUGGAAUUCGCACGCUACUUCGCUGUGACCUGCCGCUCUCAGGCUUUUGCCAACUUCUGCGGUAUUUUUCUAUGACGAGCUCGGGCGAAUUUGUAUCGAUAGUAGUAUGUCGAUCUGCCUCUUUUUUUUGUUGAGAACUUGCUUGGGACUUGCAGGAUGAACAUUGAAAUGUAUGAUUGCCGUCUGCGCGGGAAACACGAUCUGGGAGGUGUCGGUCAGCAAGGAUGCCGAGAGAGCAUGUAUUUCACUUGUCUCCCCCAUUGAGGCUAAAAUGAUUGCUAGUUCCAUUGAGGUGAGCUCAAGUCGCAUCGCGUCCACUGCAGCAAUUCACCUCUUGAGUUUCGUCAGAUCCAUCCCCGCGAAAUCCAUCUCUGUUGCUAUCGUGCGCUAUCGUACAAAAUUAACAGUUCCUCGGAAAGGUGUUUGCACUAGUUAUCUGUCAGGUCUUAAACCAGGUCCGCAUGGCGUGAUAGCGCAGUUCCUGAACAUGAAAUCACAUCUUAUCCCGGAGAUACCCUUCGCGUUGGUCUCAGAAAGGGCUUAAUUUCAUUCCCCUCCUAUGGAUCCAAGCAUGCCAAUCCUGUACGUUGGUUCAGAAGCAGGCAUUGCGCCUAUGCGUGCUGUCAUACGGUAUAUACGAGGGACACAAC